AUGAACUCGCUGGUGCAGGCGGAGGAUCUCAAGGCAUUCGAGAGGAGACUUACUGCAUAUAUUCAUUGUUUGCAACCUGCCAGCGGACGCCGGAGAAUGCCUCUUGCAGUGGUAUCUGUCUGCACAGCUACUGGUGCCUGGGACUGGUUACUAGAUCCAGAGACACAAAAGGUGUCCUUCCUCACGACUUUAUGGAAUCAUCCAUUUUCCACUGGUUGCAUCACUCUGAUAGGCUUGUUCUUUGCUAGAAUGCACAAGGGAGUAGUUUCUACUCCCAUGAUAGCCAUGCGAUGUGGAACUAUGUUAGCAGAGUACAACAAGUCUUGUGAUGGCACAGGAACAUGGAUUCCGGAACGGGGGCCUCAUGUUCGGUGACCAUCUGCAGUCCCGGUAACGGGACCUACGGCAGCUUUUCUUCAGGAAGUGGCACAGCAGAAGCCAGAAGGGUUCCCUGUGCAGUUGGAGGUGGACGAUCAGAGCGACAGCCACCAAGACGCGUGUAAUGUGCACCCAGACAGCUUGGCCAUGGCCACUCGCAUGAUCAGCGCUGGGGGCUGUUUACCUAUCAGUAUCAGUGUCACUUUAGUACUUCACAUCUUGCAGAGAUUGUUGCAGAUGAAGUGUGUGUGUAUUUUACUAAGUUAAACUUAGAGACCCAUCCAGUUUUUAUCCUGUAUUUCUGCAAACUAUAAUACUGUAAAUAGCAAGUCAAGGCCAGUGUCACAGAGGAAAGCGUUAUGGGGAGUUGGUUCCCCUGCACCGGUUCUUCAGGAACAUCAGCCUGCCCUCUCCACGGCUCUUUAAAACCUCCUGUUACCUGCAGCGGAACCUGUCGUUCUCACACUCCUCUCUUUAAUCAGAAUGCAGGAAACCAUCCCGUUGGGCUUGGACUGAGGAAAACUCAUCUUCGUUAUGGUGUCAGAAAUCAUAGAUGUUUUCAGAAACAAUUUUGGUUAAACCAGAGAAUGAACUUCAGCCACUAUUAGGGAGAUAUUUCUCUAUUCAUUGUUUUCAUUUAAUGCUAAAUUUUGGCUACUUUAUAUUUUAAAAAUAAUUUUAGAAACGCUCCAGAGGAUUAAAAAAUAUCAGUUUAGUUAUAAAUUGUGUAUUGUCUGGGAAUCUGAGAGCUAUUGUUUUAGAUAAUUGGAUUUUAUGCUGUGAUCAACGUGCCAUUGCACUAGUAUUGCACAGUGUGCUUGAUCAUCCACUCCAUCACAAGGAGAACUGGGGGGCAGUGCCACAAAUGAGAGUCUACAAUUCUCACU
This is a messenger RNA of Pipistrellus kuhlii (Kuhl's pipistrelle), 1265 nucleotides long. RefSeq names its product nuclear envelope phosphatase-regulatory subunit 1-like. The record is from RefSeq and is a predicted model, not a curated record. The transcript has 2 exons. Gene Ontology annotation, cellular component: Nem1-Spo7 phosphatase complex; cytoplasm. Bases 1 to 375 code for a protein of 124 amino acids. Lineage: Eukaryota; Metazoa; Chordata; Mammalia; Chiroptera; Vespertilionidae.